CGUAUCCCCUGUUGUCUUGCUUCUUCUCUUCCCACUUGCAGAGCCUGCUGCCCACGUCUCUUCCCUGAGCUGCCUGCUGGGGUCAUGGAGCUGCCAACAAAGCCUGGCACCUUCGACCUGGGCCUGGCCACAUGGAGCCCUUCCUUCCAGGGGGAAACCCACCGGGCUCAGGCACGCCGCAGGGAUGUUGGCAGGCAGCUGCCUGAGUACAAGGCUGUGGUGGUGGGCGCCAGUGGCGUGGGCAAGAGUGCGCUGACCAUCCAGCUGAACCACCAGUGCUUCGUGGAGGACCACGACCCCACCAUCCAGGAUUCCUACUGGAAGGAGUUGACCCUGGACAGUGGGGACUGCAUUCUGAAUGUGCUGGACACAGCAGGGCAGGCCAUCCAUAGGGCCCUGCGUGACCAGUGCCUGGCUGUCUGUGAUGGUGUGCUGGGCGUCUUCGCUCUCGAUGACCCCUCGUCUCUGAUCCAGCUGCAGCAGAUAUGGGCCACCUGGGGCCCUCACCCCGCCCAGCCCCUUGUCCUCGUGGGCAACAAGUGUGACCUUGUGACCACUGCUGGAGAUGCUCAUGCCGCUGCUGCAGCCCUCGCACACAGCUGGGGGGCCCACUUCGUGGAGACCUCGGCCAAAACACGGCAAGGCGUGGAGGAGGCCUUUUCCCUGCUGGUCCAUGAGAUCCAGAGGGUCCAGGAGGCCAUGGCGAAGGAACCCAUGGCAAGGUCCUGUAGGGAGAAGACCCGGCACCAGAAGGCCACCUGCCACUGUGGCUGCUCUGUGGCCUGAAGGUCUUGGCCAAGAAAUGUAGACCUUCCCCCAGGCCAGGGUGAUUGUUCAUUUGACAUGAGACCCCUGAGGCAACUAGCCUUGAGGGACACAUCCG
This is a messenger RNA of Pan troglodytes (chimpanzee), 883 nucleotides long. It is a transcript of the gene ERAS, whose product is annotated as ES cell expressed Ras. Gene Ontology annotation, molecular function: GTPase activity; GTP binding. Gene Ontology annotation, biological process: signal transduction. Gene Ontology annotation, cellular component: membrane. The record is from RefSeq and is a predicted model, not a curated record. The coding region runs from base 85 to 786 and encodes 233 amino acids. The transcript has a single exon. Lineage: Eukaryota; Metazoa; Chordata; Mammalia; Primates; Hominidae.